GCUGAAUCAACGUUGGCUCUGGACUUGGUACGCUUGGCUGAGUUCAUUGACAAGACAGGCAGAACAAGGACAACGUUCCCGCCUUGGGGCUAGGCUAGCUGCUUUGGCUUUGGUGCAAGACUUCCUUCAAGAAGGGCUUGAACUGUUGGAUCACUGCAGAUACUCGCUCCUGGAUCUUUACCGAAAUCUUGUGGAAAUGUUUUCCUGAAACUGAGCCAAACUUGACGGGCAUAGCUUGUGGAUUAUAACUACAGAUUGACUGGAUGGUUGGUUCUGCUUCCCCUAGCAUUUGAGGGAGGAGUUGCCAUGCAACUUACAGCUGAUUACGGGGUACUCUUCGUUUGUCUGUUUGUAAUCGUUUUGGCUUCGGGAGCUGCUUCGGAACGCAAGAGAGUCGUGCUUGAAUUGGAUCAUUUCACCUAUUCCACCGAAGUCCCGGCCACGGGGUCCGUAUCCAGCGGGUCAACGGGCCGCAGCAAGCUGUGGAGACUCAACGAUACCGGUGGCAAAGGGAGGGGUGGUGCUGCCACCACUCGGCACAAACCAAGAGAAGAUAUCAGGGAACCCACCGCGUACAGACACGAUUCCACCCACUGCAUGAACGGCGGCACGGGCUUCCUUCGAUCGUUCUGCUUCUGUAAAGCUGAGUACACCGGGCGGUACUGCGAGCACCGCGUGAACGGCAGCUGCGACGCCGUCAACCACGGCGACUGGGUGUACCGGAACUGCAGCUACUGCCUGUGCGUGGACGGCGUGUUUGAGUGCAGAAGACACGAGUUGGAAGGAUGCAGAGAGGAACCAGAAACACCCAAGCAUCACAACUAUCUUGAGGACAGUGUUGCCCUGGAGAUGCAUCCCCAUCGCAACGGAUGCAUUCCUCAGAGAUCGUCAAGUCUAGUACCUUUAAUGACCCUGGUGGUUCUGGUCCAUAGAAUACUCUGGCUACAAAACACCUCAGUUAGGUGACCUGUCCAUUUCUUCACGCUUCUGUUUGUAAAUAUUGUACAAGUAUGUAUAUUGUUUUUUAUGGUAAUCAGGAUUGAUAUUUUUGGGGUGAAUCAAAGUUAUCAGGGAAAGGUGUCAUUAAAAUUAUAUGCUCCCUUUCUGACUAAAUUUUUAAUUUCUGUAAAAGUUCAACAUUUUUAAUUUUGAUUAGCUGUUUUAUGUAUCGAUUCUUUUAUAGGCAUAAUAGGAUCAUUUGCUUUUCAUGUUUUUGUUUGUUUCCAAUAAUAACACCACUCAAGAUCCAAAGAAGAAUGUUCCAAACCUAACCUGGUCAAAUUUCAGCUCGCUGGAUAUUACACUUUUUGAGAAAACUAUGAAAAACAAUGCACAACCUUUUGAUCAUGAAACACGAUUUAAUCAAUAGAACUCAUUAUUUCCAACAAUUUUCUAAAUUGCUUGAUUUCUUCUAAAUGACAGCAAGCCAGACAGA
Messenger RNA from Patiria miniata (bat star), 1435 nucleotides. RefSeq names its product cryptic protein-like. Lineage: Eukaryota; Metazoa; Echinodermata; Asteroidea; Valvatida; Asterinidae. The record is from RefSeq and is a predicted model, not a curated record. The transcript has 5 exons. The coding region runs from base 307 to 966 and encodes 219 amino acids.